AUGGCGGCGCCAUACUUGAUGGAAAUUGCUGCUGCAGCGGCUCCAGCUCCAUCUACGAAUUCGACAAGAAUGGUGGUUCUCAUGGGUGGCCCUAUCGCAGCCGGCCAUAUCGAUGUGAGUGGCUGUGGGCUCCAGUCCAGGGGAUGGGUCUUUCAGGAGGGCCUCUGCUCCCCUCGUGGUCUCUAUAUCAGCCGCCGGCACGGCUUGUGGUGGGAUUGCCGCACCAUGGUCGAUGCGAUUGACGCGUCUGAGCCCAUUAUGACGGGGGAUACUGACCAUGCAUUCAACCCACGCACCCUAAGGCGGUCGUUCCCUCAGGCCGAGCCUCCGGCCAACUCUCUCCACCAAAACCUCUCCUUCAACUGGUAUGACUGGAUAAUGAGCUAUACAUUGAGAAACCUCACGCGCCAACCAGAUCGGCUCCCUGCCGUCGCGGGCUUAGCCUCUUAUGCUUUCUCGCUAUCGGGAAUGACCUAUGCAGCCGGAUUGUGGAAGGAGGAUAUUCUGAGGGGAUUGACGUGGCGUAGAGGAAAUUCGGGCUACGCUGAGCGAGCACCAGGAAACGCGCCUACCUGGAGCUGGGCCUCGGUCACCGGGCCUAUCCACUAUGAUGAGUUCUUUACGAUGCGUGUCGACCACCGUGGGGAGAUCAAGAAGCGUCCCAAGCUCGACCUUGAGAUCACGGGUACGACCAUUCACGAAGUGAGGCCAGGCACAUUUGGGAAUGUCCAAGGCGGCGAAAUCGAGGCCACUGGCAUCCUAAGGAACGCCGCGACGAUGCUAGUGGGAACUGGCUUGAGUGCAGACUGGUAUCUUGAUCUGCAGCCUGCGGGAGAAGAAAACCAAUUCCUCGAAAGCUGCCAGGUGCUUCGACUCGCGAUGGCCUACCGAAAUAAGCAGAACAGUAAGCCCCAGGUCUACUUUCUUAUCGUCCGGAAGACAGGCGAGGGUGUAAAUGAAUACCAGCGUGUCGGCCGAGGUUACAUCGAGUUAAGAGGACGCCCAUCGCCCAAAUCAGAGCUUCCAGAGCAAGGCAUAUGGGAGCAGGCCGAGAGGGUCACAUUAACUCUUGUUUAA
This is a messenger RNA of Clonostachys solani, 1077 nucleotides long. NCBI's taxonomy places the organism in Eukaryota, Fungi, Ascomycota, Sordariomycetes, Hypocreales, Bionectriaceae. The record is from the annotation of a GenBank genome assembly.